This is a messenger RNA of Symbiodinium necroappetens, 634 nucleotides long. NCBI's taxonomy places the organism in Eukaryota, Dinophyceae, Suessiales, Symbiodiniaceae. The record is from the annotation of a GenBank genome assembly.
GAACUUCGGCCUGAAGCCUAACAUCGGUCUGCAAGUAAGGAAGUUGGACAGGAAGGGCAAAAAGUCCGACGGCCCCGUGCUUCGCUCGUGUCAAGAGCAGGUGAUUCCGAGAUGUUUUUCUACCACGGAGGAUUUUUUCAGAGAGAAGAAGAUCCAGACAAAGUUGGAACCCUGGAAGAUUCCAGCUGGAAUGUCGCCGGAAGAGGCAACUAAGCAGCUCACCGAGUUGAUCGAGUCGUAUCCACCUGGCCACGAUGGAGUUGAUGCUGGUGGAUUCCGGCUUUUGCAAACUCUUCCGACUUACUUGUAUGGGCAAUUCGCGAGCUUUAUCGGAUUGAUAUCUGACGUUGAAUUCGCUGUGAUGGAGAACGGCGAUGUUCAAGUACGCUCCGCCUUGCGUUCCAUGGCACCAGAUGCGUUCGGCAACGUGCAAACACCACCAGACAGCCUGCUCAAUGCCAAGCGGCUGAACUGGUUCUCAGAGCGAUUGCGGAAGAUGGGGUGGGCCGCGCCAGAAAUCACAGAGCAGACGCACCCCGAGUACUUCGCCGAGAACAUGAAGGCCGGCCUCAAGACAGUUGGAUUGGAGUUCAUGCCCGAGCGCGAGGAGGAUGGCAAGCCAGAGUAUUGGUGA